This is a messenger RNA of Aureobasidium namibiae CBS 147.97, 444 nucleotides long. RefSeq lists its product as uncharacterized. Lineage: Eukaryota; Fungi; Ascomycota; Dothideomycetes; Dothideales; Saccotheciaceae. Bases 1 to 444 code for a protein of 147 amino acids. The record is from RefSeq and is a predicted model, not a curated record. The transcript has 3 exons.
AUGGGAAAGCUCAUCAAGAAUCACUUAGCCCGUCUUAUCGUCAUGACAGCAGCAAUCUAUCACAUCGCCGCCAGUCUCCAUGGCUUCUUCUGGCCCAAAUUCUUCUUCGACUUCCUGACAAAGAACUUUGACCCCUCCGUCAAGCCUGUACCUAUACUACAAACCAUAAACCUCAUCUUCGGUUUCAUAAAUCUGGCCUGGGAGUGGCCGCUCGAGUUCCUCGCCGGGACUGCAAUACAUCGAUCGCUAGAGCUCAGGAUACUGCUAUUACCACUAUCGAGCUUGACAGCUGUGUUAUUGUACCAAGGGACCAACCCGGCGAUGUACUAUCUCAUCGGCUGCGGGAUAUAUCUCUGGGCGUAUACAGAAGGCGAGGUUGUCUGUGCGAAGCCUUGGACGUUACCACGCAGACCGAGCUGUCCGAAGCAUAUGGAACAGACAUGA